CCGCCGCCGCCGCCGCCGCCCGGCAGGAGGACCGGACCCCAGCAGUUAGGAGCGCACGCGAGCGGGCCAUGGCCGCGCGGGCAGCACCCUGAGCCCGUCCCGCGCCCGCGGGCCUGGAGGAGCGGGGGGAGGGGGUGCCCGGGGAUGCCCCGGCGGCCGGGAGCGCUGGCAACGGCAGCCGCGAGGUGAGGGCGGCGGCGCCCGCGGGACGCGCGACUGCCGGGAACUGCUACUGCCACUGCUGGCCCCCAUGGCAUACGUACCGGGUGGGGGUGCCCCAGGAGCGGGGGCAGCCCCCGUGGGCUCCCAGUAUUGUGUGUGCAAGGUGGAACUGUCAGUGAGUGGCCAGAACCUGCUGGACCGUGAUGUCACCUCCAAGUCUGACCCCUUCUGUGUCCUCUUUACGGAGAAUGACGGCAGGUGGAUGGAGUAUGAUAGGACAGAAACAGCAGUCAACAACCUCAACCCUGCAUUCUCCAAGAAGUUCAUCCUUGACUACCACUUCGAGGAGGUGCAGAAGCUCAAGUUCGCCCUGUUCGACCAGGACAAGUCCAGCAUGCAGCUGGAUGAACAUGACUUCCUGGGCCAGUUCUCCUGCAGCCUGGGCACGAUCGUCUCCAGCAAGAAGAUCACUCGGCCGCUGCUGCUGCUGAACGACAAGCCUGCGGGGAAGGGCCUGAUCACGAUUGCUGCCCAGGAGCUGUCAGACAAUCGGGCCAUCACGCUGAGUCUGGCUGGAAGGAAGCUGGACAAGAAGGACCUCUUUGGGAAGUCGGAUCCAUUUCUUGAGUUUUUUAAGCCAGGAGAUGAUGGCAAGUGGAUGCUGGUGCACAGGACUGAGGUGAUCAAGUACACACUGGACCCCGUGUGGAAACCAUUCACCGUGCCGUUGGUGUCCCUCUGUGAUGGGGAUAUGGAGAAGCCCAUCCAGGUCAUGUGCUAUGACUACGACAAUGACGGUGGCCACGACUUCAUUGGCGAGUUCCAGACCUCUGUGUCCCAGAUGUGUGAGGCUUGUGACGGCGUCCCGCUGGAGUUUGAGUGCAUCAACCCCAAAAAGCAGAGGAAGAAAAAGAACUAUAAAAACUCAGGCAUCAUUAUCCUACGUUCCUGCAAGAUAAACCGGGACUACUCCUUCCUGGACUACAUCCUGGGAGGCUGCCAGCUCAUGUUCACCGUUGGGAUAGACUUUACAGCCUCCAACGGGAACCCCUUUGACCCUUCUUCUUUACACUAUAUCAACCCCAUGGGCACCAAUGAGUACCUGUCAGCCAUCUGGGCUGUAGGGCAGAUCAUUCAGGACUAUGACAGCGAUAAAAUGUUUCCUGCCCUGGGGUUUGGAGCCCAGUUACCCCCAGACUGGAAGGUCUCCCAUGAGUUUGCCAUCAACUUCAACCCUACUAACCCCUUCUGCUCAGGUGUGGACGGCAUCGCCCAGGCGUACUCGGCUUGCCUGCCCCACAUCCGCUUCUACGGCCCCACCAACUUCUCCCCCAUCGUCAACCACGUGGCCCGGUUUGCGGCCCAGGCCACGCAGCAGCAGACGGCCACGCAAUACUUCAUCCUCCUCAUCAUCACGGACGGCGUCAUCAGUGACAUGGAGGAGACGCGGCACGCUGUGGUGCAGGCCUCAAAGCUGCCCAUGUCCAUCAUCAUUGUGGGUGUGGGCAACGCCGACUUCACCGCCAUGGAGUUUCUGGACGGGGACAGCCGCACGCUGCGCUCCUACACGGGGGAGGAAGCGGCCCGCGACAUCGUGCAGUUUGUGCCCUUUCGAGAGUUCCGCAACGCAGCAAAAGAGACCUUGGCCAAGGCUGUGCUGGCGGAGCUGCCCCAACAAGUCGUGCAGUAUUUCAAGCAUAAAAACCUGCCCCCCACCCACUCCAUGCCUGCCUGAGCAGCAGCCCGCGCCCAGCAGCAGCAUGCCGGCCGAGCCUCCCCGCCCUUCUCCAGAACGUGCACACUCACCCUGCUUCCUUGUGGGUGGCCUUGUUUGACCGACCAACAUUUUCAUUUUUUAUAACCGGACCUCCACCCCCUACUUCCCCUAGCCCAGCUGGGCUUCUGUUGUUGGAAUCAACUGAUGAUGCUUCUAGGCCAGACUGGCUUCCUCUCCUCCUCCCCUGCUACCCUUAAGUAUUGAAUGCACUUUGUAAAAUUUUAGUGGAAUUAUUAUUGUUAUUAAAGAAAAUAAAAUUUUUACAAUCAUAACUGGCUUUUUCCAAGUAACUAGCUGCAGACUCUGAAAGGAACGUGUCUCUGGUGCAUACUUUGUGUCGUAGCCUGCACCUAAUUCCUGCUCUGUUAUUUUAUUUUAUUUUAUUUUAUUUUAUUUUAUUUUAUUUUAUUUUGUUAUUUUAUACUGUGACUAUGUUCUCUUUGUUAUACUCAGGGUAAUAAAGGAGUUUCAGAUG
Messenger RNA from Choloepus didactylus (southern two-toed sloth), 2414 nucleotides. It is a transcript of the gene CPNE2, whose product is annotated as copine 2. NCBI's taxonomy places the organism in Eukaryota, Metazoa, Chordata, Mammalia, Pilosa, Megalonychidae. The record is from RefSeq and is a predicted model, not a curated record. Gene Ontology annotation, cellular component: plasma membrane. The coding region runs from base 251 to 1897 and encodes 548 amino acids. The transcript is spliced from 16 exons. Gene Ontology annotation, molecular function: calcium-dependent phospholipid binding. Gene Ontology annotation, biological process: cellular response to calcium ion.